UUUCCCUUAGCUGUUCACUUUUCCAAUUUCGGUAAUUACUCUUCCACAUCUUCCCUGCAAAUAUCUUCCCGCCCAAAAACAACCUCCGAAAUCAAAAUCUCUUCUGAGCUCCAUCUAAGUAGAAAUUUUACCUGGGUUUUGAAAAAACGAAAAAACGAGUGUGUUGUUAAUCUUUCAGCUGCCUGCUGUGACACUAAGGGCAUCAUUUGAAAGCAGCUGAAUCUUAUUCCAGAAUGAUUUAUUCCGCCUAAUUGUACCACGAAAACUAUCGUGCGGAAACUUUUAUCUAAGGAGUAACACCCUUUCAUAUAAUUGUUUGGUGACAAGGUAUUGGUGUCAAGGGUGCUAGCAAAUAUGCUUUUUUGUGAAUGAGGCAAGUCCCUCUUUUGCUUGAGGUGGUGGGGUAAUGAGUUUGCUGGCUAUGGUUUCUUCUUAUUAAAACUGAGUGAUUUUAUAGGUUUGAUUGAUCAAUGGUUAACGUCGUGCCAAAAGAAGAUGUAGGACGAGUUAGUAUAACAAAUUCAAGGUCGGACAACACAAUAAGACUAUUAAUAAAGCGUCAAACUGGAUUAUUCAGCUAAUGGCGAAGUCAGGAAUGCAACAAGAAGUGGAAACAAUACUAUAGUAAGACGACCAACUGAAUUCUCUUAUGAAUCAACUUGAAAAGGAUAAGAAGUCAUUGAAGUUGACGCCCGAUGAUCAUUUGCAUUUGGAGGGAUUUGCAUUGAAUCUUUUCGCAAAGCUUCAGCAGAAACAUAAGUAUGCAGUUUGGAAGGCAGCAGAUAUAAGGAAAGCUUUAAAAGAAAGACAAAAGCCUGUUCCAGGCCCUCCUGGUGGUGAUGAUGAUUUUUCAUUGUUGGGCCUUCCUGGAGGUGAAAGUGAUAAUAGGGACUUCUCGGCAGCACAAAGUGAUUAUAUUCCGCUAUUAUAAUUUCCUUUAGAUGUACGGUUGUUGUCCGGCCUUUACCACUUCCACACAUAACAAGAGUUUAAGUGAAUCGGGCUGCCCUUUUGCAUUUCAAUGGUGUGGUUAUUUCAUUGUUUUUAUUUUUCCAAUAUAUGUGAAAAGGAAAGAAAUUGAAAGGCUUGUGUCUUUCCCAACAAACUUAGGAAAGAUCCAAAGGGCAUUCCACACAAUCUUAUGCCCUACAUUCAACAAGUACAUGUUGGUAGAUUUUAGGAAAGAUCCAAAGGACAUUCCCCACAAUCUUAUGCCCUACAUUCUACAAGUACAUGUUGGUAUAUUGCCAGAGCUGAGUGUACAAGUGUGGGCAUUUUAUUUACAAUGGAAAUCGAGGAUAUUGGAUAGCUUGUUUGCAUCCAUUGUUUCAUAUAAGAUGGAAACAUAAAGCUUAACUUGUACCCUACAAAUUAGAUGCUGCUAUUGUUUGAAGAAAUAGGUGUAAGUCAGAGCAGGUAAGUAUAAAAGCUGAUAAUUGAGAAAUUUUGGUAGCAAGGCAUGAGAAAUCUGUGUUCUCUUUGCAUCUUCUCAAGUUUGCAAGUUUGUAACUGUUGAAAAAAUAAAACAUAUAUGUAACUUUUUAUUUUGUCUCAUACAUGUCUUGCUUGGUCGCGUAUUAUGUGGACAAACAAUUUGAUGAAAUUAUCCAAUCUAUUAUUAUUUGGGGAUUUGAUAAAAACGUUAAUGAUUUGAUUUGAUUCCUCUUAGCUAUUGAACCCUUUUAUUUUGGGGUGGGCGAAGGUAGAGAUGGAGCUGGUGGUAGUGGUGAUGUAGGUGAUGGAGCUGGUGGUGGGGGUGACUUGGGUGGCGAAGAAGGUGGUGGUGGUAACUUGGGUGGCAGAGAAGGUGGUGAUGAAGGUGAUUGGGCUGGUGGUGGUGAAGGUAAUUGAGCUGGUGGUGGUGAUGACUUUGGUUUGCUGUUUUGUAGUACCUCUAUUAUUUUUAUUUUUUGGAUGCUUGAUGUUAUGUUACGUAUGAGUGGUUGGAAACUAUAAAAAUAUUGCACCCUUU
Capsicum annuum is the source of this 1972-nucleotide messenger RNA. Its product is annotated as protein HOMOLOG OF MAMMALIAN LYST-INTERACTING PROTEIN 5-like. The coding region runs from base 650 to 931 and encodes 93 amino acids. The transcript is spliced from 7 exons. Gene Ontology annotation, biological process: late endosome to vacuole transport via multivesicular body sorting pathway. The record is from RefSeq and is a predicted model, not a curated record. Gene Ontology annotation, cellular component: multivesicular body. Lineage: Eukaryota; Viridiplantae; Streptophyta; Magnoliopsida; Solanales; Solanaceae.